GUUUAGCAGCAUCAGUGGAAUCACGAGCUCAGGCGCGAUGGUUGUGGCUGGGACACAAGGCUGCUACUCACUCACCCAGGCUCCGGCUGGCCAGGACAAUUGUACGCUGGCCGCAGCCGUCUAUAUAACCCCGCCCCGUCGGCCACACCUUCCUCACUCUCCCCCGCCAUCUCCCCCUCGCCCCACCUGUAUUCUAGCCCGGCUGUACUCUAUUCUACGACGACAUGCGCGCGUUCAACAUCAUCGAGCACCCGACCCUCGGCGGCGAGUCCGCCUCGCGCAAGGACUACUUCGCCGUCCUCGGCAUCGCGAGUGCAGCGGCGACCAUCGCGACGACCGUCGUGGCCCUCCGCGUGAACGGCACGCCCAUCGCGGCCGUCAUCGAUGCGUACCUUUGUCCGCAGCCACUAGGCAGCCUGUGCGCCUUCGUAGGCAACCACACCCUGCACUAGUCGCUGAGCACCGCACCGAGAGUGUCGGACCGCCGAGACACCCCCGUACGUCCGCACCUGAGCGGACCGCCCGUGGCACCACAACCAACCACACGCCCCCACCACGUCCACCGCCCUCCUGUCUCCUCACCGCCGAGCGACCUCACCCUCCCACCGCCGCCCGCCAUCCACCAUUCGCCGCCAUCUGUAUCAUUGGGGAUAUUUAUAGCAUAUUCGACCUGGAAGCACGAGUGUAGGAUUGCCCGGAUUGUACUCUAUGGAUACUGUGUAUCACGAGGAAUGACCACCGUUUCGCACAUCCUUCA
Messenger RNA from Rhodofomes roseus, 757 nucleotides. RefSeq lists its product as uncharacterized. The transcript has 3 exons. The coding region runs from base 38 to 688 and encodes 216 amino acids. Lineage: Eukaryota; Fungi; Basidiomycota; Agaricomycetes; Polyporales; Fomitopsidaceae. The record is from RefSeq and is a predicted model, not a curated record.